AUCCCCACGGUGUACCUCAUGACUUUCCUGGAUGCGCUGGAGGCUGGUUAUGGGAAAUAUAAGAACCCUUAUCACAAUCAGAUACAUGCUGCUGAUGUUACCCAGACUGUACAUUGCUUCCUGCUUCGCACCGGCAUGGUGCACUGCCUGACAGAGAUUGAGGCCCUGGCCAUUAUCUUUGCAGCUGCAAUCCAUGACUAUGAGCACACGGGUACCACCAACAGCUUCCACAUCCAGACCAAGUCAGAUACAGCCAUUUUGUACAAUGACCGGUCUGUUCUGGAGAAUCACCACAUCAGCGCCAUCUUCCGCAUGAUGCAGGAUGACGAGAUGAACAUACUUAUUAACCUGACCAAGGAUGAAUUUGUGGAGCUACGGUUGCUGGUGAUUGAAAUGGUUCUGGCGACAGACAUGUCCUGUCACUUCCAGCAAGUCAAGUCCAUGAAAACUUCCCUGCAGCAGCUGGAACGGACCAAAGCUCUCAUGGAAGAGUUCUUCCGCCAGGGAGACAAGGAAGCUGAGCUGGGAUUGCCCUUCUCCCCAUUGUGUGAUCGCACGUCCACCCUGGUGGCCCAGUCACAGAUUGGUUUCAUUGACUUUAUUGUGGAACCCACUUUCCAAGUUCUGACAGACGUAGCGGAGAAAAUGGUCAUCCCCUUAGUGGAAGAAGGUUCCAAGAAUAAAUCGACCAGCCAGCAGAGCAGUUCCACCUGGCGCCAGACUUCUGUAGAUGAGCAUGCUGAGCUGGGGGACAUCAACGCUGACAUCAAAAGCUUCCGUUCCACCUGGAGCAAGUACAUCCAAGAGAACAAGCAGAAGUGGAAGGAACGAGCUGCCAGUGGAAUCACCAACCAGACAUCUAUUGAUGAGCUCUCACCUUGUGAGGAGGCUAGCACACCUGAAAACCGGCACAAUCAGAAUGGCAAUGUGGAAUAGCGCUGCGUAUAGGAGGAGCAAGGUUUUCAACACAGUUUACUCCAAAGUCUUCGAUACCAUCGACUCAGCACCAUCCGCACAGGGAGGGGGCCCCUCCCCAGCUCGAGAAGGGUGUGACAUGAAUGCGACCAUCAAUACUACUAGUAAUAAUAUUAAUACUGAUAAAUGCAAGUGUUACCGAGUCAACGAUGUCGACAUCACACAGUACACACUGCCUGCCCCCAUCCCUGAGUUGCAGAGAGAAUGAAAGACUGAGACCCUCCCUUCCCGUCCCGUCCCAUUCUCCCCCUGUAUAACUUCCUCCCAUCCCUGAGUGCAAGUGGGCAAAAAGGCCAUGCGUAGCGCUGGGACUGGUCACCCGAACAAUUCCCUCUCGUGCCCAACAGCCCAGGAAAGGCUUUUCACUGCCAACCAGCCAAGCGACUGCCAAGGCAACUUGUCACCACUUUCUGCCCCCCCCCCUUUUUAAACAAAGAAUGGCAGUGGUUGUACUGUAGGUGAAGAGUAUGAAGAGGGUAUUUUUUUAAAAAAAAAACUGAGCAUGGCAGGCAUGUAUGGGUCUGAGGGUGGGGACUCUCAUCCCUGCACGAUGGCCUCUGGAGUAGGCUUCAAGUGUCUGGAUCCCAGCAAUCCUCCACCCCUAAUGAAAUUCUCCCCAUAGGGAAACAUCCUGCUGUCUCUCUCUUGUCAUCCAGCCUCUUGCAUGGGCAAAGGUCAUUCCUGGGCUCUUUUGAAGACAUCCAAUUUUCGACUGCUGUUGCUUUAACUCAAAGCGACUCAGAUCUCAAAGGCAUCGCCUCUCCCUCCUUUCAGGCAACAGCUUAUAUACUGUGCCCAGACGCUGAACCUCACCUGCUGUCCCCGCCCCCAAUCAUUAAAUGUUGCCCUCUCCCAACCAGCCACUCCAGGAUUUCAGAGAGAUAAGCAAGUGAAGGUAUUCUCUGAAGCAGCUGCUCUUCAGCCCUGGUCGUGUUUCCUUUUCCUCUUCAUCGACUCAAUCCCUGCUAUUGGGAAUUUGCAGUAUGGAGGCCAGGAUGCUUUGGGCCAGCAACAGAUUUUGCAACUGUUAGGACUUGACAAGCAGAAAGUUCACAGUAUCUCAGUUCAGCCUUCCCCAACCUGGUGCUCUCCAAAUGGGUUGCUCUACAGCUUUGUUCAUGUUUAUUUGGGACGGCCAUCUAGAAUUGACAGGGAAGGCGAGGGAGAGGUGGGUGGUGGGAGAGAGAGAGGAGGCUGGCUGGGGAAUUAAGUGAAUUUUAGUCCAACUCAUUUAGAAGGCCCUCAGUUGAGGACCCGCCGGGAUAGUGUGUCCUUUGAGACAUUACUCUGAUCUGUGUGCAUCAGGAUUUCAACAUCUGUUUUUUCCCCACUGAGAUUGUGGGUUUAGAUAAGGGGUGGGCUCCUGCCAGUUCUAACCUCUUCUAUAGAAGAGGUUCCACAAAUCUACAGUGCUGUUUAGAACCGGUUCCAGCU
Molecule: messenger RNA, 2409 nt
Organism: Thamnophis sirtalis
Lineage: Eukaryota; Metazoa; Chordata; Lepidosauria; Squamata; Natricidae
Source: RefSeq, a predicted model, not a curated record